CUUAAGAUGAAACCAUAACAAAAGUAAAAUUGACUAUCGAAGAAGUAAACAAAAAUUUAAUUUUUUGCUCGGGGGUGAUUAAUCAAAAGUGUAUCAGUGAAAAAUCUUAAGAUAUGACUGAUAUAAGGUAUCCCGAAGAUAUUGUGAAUAAUAUGUCAUUGACAGAAUUACAAAAUUGUGAUUGGGAUGCAUUAUUUAAUCAAAUACAACAUUUUCAUUAUAAUAACAAUAAUUACAUUUAUCCAGAGAAUGUAUAUAAUAUCCCGAAUGAAAAUCAACGGAAUUUUCAUAUGACACCAAUAAUUAAUGAACGAAAAAAUAUAUUGGGUCGUAAUCAUUCCAAAAAUAUUGAUAAUAGUCAGGAUAUUGUUAUAUCUAGAAAACCGAUUUUUAUACCAUUGGAUAAUGAUAAUUUAGGUGCUAUACGUAAAGCAAUAUUUUUAGAUUCCAAGUUUGAUUACAGUGAAGUACCAUCCAAACAAAUAUCAAAACAAUCAUCAGCCCGUGGUAUCUACGAUUGUAAAAUAUGCGAUGAAAAAUUUCAAACACGAUCCAGUCUUAUUACACACGUUAAGGUUCAUCAACAACCAUUUUGUGUCCUAUGUUUAAGUCCAUUUAAAACAAUAUCCGGUUACAACAUACAUAACAGUAAGUUACAUAGUAAUACAAAACAGGAAAUCGAUUCAGAAUUAUCCGCUACAUCAUCCGAAUCAGAUGAUGAACCAAUUGUAACAAGAAGUCGAACUAAUAAAAGUAAUAACAAUAACAAUAAUAAUAAUAAUAAAUCAAAGAAUAAUUUUUAUGAUAUGUACAAUAAUUUAAAUACAAUUACGUUAACAUCAAAGUAUGGACGUAGACGAAAAGUAUUAGAUAUGACGACGGUUAUUAAUAAGAAAACACGUAAAUCCAAGUAAAUAAUAAUUUUAAGUUGCAACAAAAAAUAAAUAAAUAUAAAUAUAUAUAUUGUGUGGGACCAUGUAAUGCCUUUUUAGUACAAAUUAAUACAAAAAAAAAACUGCCUGCCAAAUAAAAUAUAUAUGUGUAUCGAAUUUAUAAUAUACAGGACUUUGGGGGUCAUAAGGCACGCUGGGAGUUUGAGGAGAGGAAUCUUAUGUAUUUCAAGUUCGAGCAUUUUUUUUACAAGUAUAUAACGGUUAAUUCCAGUGUUUUAACAUGCUUUUAAAUAGAAUUCAACGCACAUUGAUCAAACAAAAUUGAAAAAACAUCUAUGAAAUUUUCAGCCUUUCUAAAAUGACUAGACUUGACCGCAGACUUAUUUUAUCGUUCGAAGCAUACGUGUUUUAUCGUUGUGAUAAACUCAAAAUAUUUUUGGUCGGUUUUCAAGCAAAUUUUUGGUGCCUACUACCCUUUUUGAAGACAUGAGAACUCAAAUCACGAAUAAUGAAGAAAACAAUGAAUAUAUUCUUUUGAUUUAUGAGCAACAUUAACGUGGUUUUCUCGAUCUUUCUUUGAAUGUAUUGCACAACUCGUAAGUUUUUUUAAGCUCUUUUCACCGAACCGUCACCCGCUAUUUCGUUCGCAACAAAAGCUUGAAGUGCUCUUGAUUCAAUUAUUUCGUCUAUUAUAAAAUUUGUCGCACAGUUUUUAAAGACAGACUUGUCAACUUGAGGAAUAAUAUUUCGAUAAAAUGUAACUUCUUAUUCAAAAUUGUUUAAUCAAUGUGGGUUACACCUGAAAGCAAACUUUAACCGCCCUCUUGAAUGAAUAUAAAUAACGUGCCCUAUGAUUUCAUCUCCUGUAUUUUAGUCACUAUAAAAAUAUUACCACUUUUAAUUUGAAAACCGUUGAAAAAAAAGUUCAAAAACAUUAUUUUUAAUUUAUUCGAUUGUUGUUAAAAAAUAAGCACAAAUAUAUUAAGAAUUUACCGAACAAUCGUUAUUUUUUCGUUGUAAUUUCGUUAUAGGCAGUAUGAUGUUUCGUAUCCGAAUUUACGAAUUUAUUUCAUUUAAUUAAAAAUAUAAUUAAAUUAAUUGUAUUUACUGUUGGACAGUAUCAACUAUUUGUAUAAGUAAAUGAAGAAUGGCCACUUUAAUUCAAUUCGGGGAGGAAAUUGGUUGUAAAAAAGGGUUUAUAAUGAAGGUAAUAGAGGAUUUGAAAUUUCGAUUUGAGAUAUUAAAAUA
This is a messenger RNA of Chrysoperla carnea, 2141 nucleotides long. RefSeq lists its product as uncharacterized. Bases 114 to 914 code for a protein of 266 amino acids. The transcript has 4 exons. The record is from RefSeq and is a predicted model, not a curated record. Lineage: Eukaryota; Metazoa; Arthropoda; Insecta; Neuroptera; Chrysopidae.